AGAGUUAGCUGAUAUAAAACGUACGAGUCGGAAAUCGAUAUUUCAGAGGUUUUUAGUUCAAUGUCUAUUAAUAUUUGCUCAUUUAGGAGUUUAAAGCCACAUUAUGUAUUAUACUUGAAUAUUACAUGCAUAUCUGAAACGCAGAAAGUUACUCACAAACAAUCCUAUAGUGUAGAAAAUUCACGCUGUUUAAAACCUUUUAGGAACUAGUUUUGUGUAAGUGUUAUCGAACCGCGACGAAUGACCUCGACGACUCUGCGGCAAAUCAAAAUUGAAAGGGAAUGAAGUGUAAUUGACCGCCGCUUCUGUAAUCUGAUGUCUUCCACUCUGCGCUCCGUCAUCCUGCGCCGGCGUGCCGCUGCCGCGCGCGCGUGUCUCCGUCGCUCCGCCGGUGUGAUGUCCUACUGCUGUGUGCGCAGUUCCGUGUAAACGACGCUGCGACAACAUGACUAUCCCGAAAGACAUCCCAGAGAAGUGGUUUCCAAUCAUUCUCCCUCUAAAAAGGAAGAAAGAGGGAUUAAGCAACUCAACAAAAAUAAGAAAAGGAACAGAGGAGGAAAGGAGACUCCGGGCCAACGAUAGAGAGUACAAUGAGAAGUUCCAGUAUGCUAGCAACUGCAUCAUGACCUCUAAGUACAACAUCAUUACCUUCCUCCCAGUCAACUUGUUUGAGCAGUUCCAGGAAGUUGCCAAUACCUACUUCCUGUUUCUUCUCAUACUGCAGUUGAUUCCACAGAUCUCCUCAUUAUCCUGGUUCACUACCAUUGUGCCUUUAGUGCUGGUGCUGAGCAUCACUGCAGUCAAAGAUGCCACCGAUGACUAUUUUCGUCACAAGAGUGACAACCAGGUGAAUAACCGUCAGUCUCAGGUCCUCAUCGGUGGCAUACUUCAGAAGGAGAAAUGGAUGAAUGUCAGAGUGGGUGACAUCAUCAAACUGGAGAACAAUCAGUUUGUGGCAGCUGACCUGCUCCUGUUGUCCAGCAGUGAACCACAUAGCCUCUGUUACAUUGAAACUGCAGAACUGGAUGGCGAAACGAACAUGAAGGUGCGUCAGUCUCUGUCUGUCACCUCAGAGCUGGGAGAUCCUAAUAACCUGGCCCAGUUUGAUGGAGAAGUGGUGUGUGAGCCUCCCAACAACAAGCUUGACCGUUUCUGUGGGACUCUGUAUUGGAAAGACUGUAAAUACCCCCUCAGCAACCAGAACAUGCUGCUUCGCGGCUGCGUACUGCGCAACACAGAGAGCUGCUAUGGCCUUGUUAUUUUCGCAGGUCCUGACACCAAACUGAUGCAGAACAGCGGACGGACCAAGUUCAAGCGGACCAGUAUAGACAGACUGAUGAAUACACUGGUGCUGUGGAUUUUUGGGUUCCUGGUGUGUAUGGGAGUGAUCUUGGCCAUAGGAAAUGCAGUUUGGGAGAAAGAAGUGGGUGCUCUGUUCCAGAGCUUCCUUCCCUGGGACCCACCAGUGGACAACUUCUUGUUCUCUGCCUUCCUGUCUUUCUGGUCAUAUGUCAUCAUCCUCAACACAGUCGUGCCCAUCUCCCUCUAUGUCAGUGUGGAGGUGAUUCGUCUGGGUCACAGUUAUUUCAUUAAUUGGGACCGGCGCAUGUUCUGUAGCCGUAGUAACACAGCAGCGGAGGCCCGGACCACCACACUGAAUGAAGAGCUGGGACAGGUGGAGUACAUCUUCAGUGACAAGACAGGAACACUCACCCAGAACAUCAUGACCUUCAACAAGUGCUCCAUCAACGGUCGCGCAUACGGUGAGGUGAUGGACAUUCUAGGAGCUCAGCAGAAGAGGGUCCAGCCCCUGGACUUCAGUGCUUGGAACCCUUUAGCAGACCGGGACUUCUGUUUCUACGACCAGUCUCUGCUCGAGGCGGUGAUGGUGGGAGAACCAGCAGUGCAUGAAUUCUUCCGGGUCUUGUCUCUCUGCCACACGGUCAUGAGCGAGGAGAAGAAGGAGGGAGUGCUGGUGUAUAAGGCUCAGUCUCCAGAUGAGGGGGCGUUAGUAACAGCUGCACGUAACUUUGGCUUUGUGUUCCGCUCUCGCACACCCGGCACAGUCACCACACAAGAGCUCGGCAAAGCGGUCACAUACACACUCCUCGCCAUCCUGGACUUCAAUAACAUCCGCAAAAGAAUGUCUGUCAUAGUGAGGAAUCCAGCGGGCCGUAUCCGUCUGUACUGUAAGGGCGCUGACACUGUGCUUUUCGAGAGGCUUCACUCUUGCAGCCAUGAGCUAAUGAAUAUCACUUCAGACCAUCUCAACGAGUAUGCAGCUGAUGGCUUACGGACGCUCGCAGUGGCCUAUCGGGAUCUGUCUGAGGAGCAGUGGGAGGCGUGGGCAGAGCGGUUCAACGGAGCUGAUAAAGCCACAGACUGCAGAGACGACCGGCUGUCUGCAGCCUAUGAGGAGAUCGAACAGGACAUGAUGCUGUUGGGGGCCACAGCUGUAGAAGAUAAAUUGCAAGACGGGGUUCCUGAGACCAUUGCUGUUCUCUCGCUGGCUAACAUCAAGGUCUGGGUGCUUACUGGAGACAAACAGGAGACUGCAGUAAAUAUUGGUUAUUCCUGCAAGAUGCUGACAGAUGACAUGACAGAGAUCUUCAUUGUCAAUGGACACACUGUCCAAAGCGUACGUGAAGAACUCAGGAAAUCAAGAGAGCGUAUGCUGGAGUCGGCGCGCACCAGAGAUGGAGGGAAAGAAGUUGAAGCUCAGGGAUGGGGUGGUGCUUGUGCCUUUGGAAAUGGAUGUGGAGCUGGUGGUGCUUCUAACUGGGUCUCUAAUGAGAGUAAAUGUUCGCCUCCUCAGGCUCCGCCCUCCUCCUUCCUGGAGUCAAUCAGUGGAGAGUUCGCCCUCAUCAUCAGUGGACACAGCUUGGCUCAUGCUUUGGAAGCGGAUAUGGAGCGUGAGUUUUUGGAGACGGCGUGUGCUUGUCGAGCAGUGAUCUGCUGCCGAGUGACUCCUCUUCAGAAAGCUCUGGUGGUGGAACUGGUUAAACGACAUAAGAAAGCUGUCACACUCGCCAUCGGAGAUGGAGCCAAUGACGUCAGCAUGAUAAAGACAGCUCAUAUUGGCGUGGGCAUCAGCGGUCAGGAGGGCAUCCAGGCUGUGCUGGCAUCAGAUUACUCCUUUUCCCAGUUUCGCUUCCUGCAGCGACUUCUGCUGGUGCACGGACGCUGGUCCUAUCUGCGCAUGUGCCGUUUUCUCUGUUACUUCUUCUACAAGAACUUUGCCUUCACUAUGGUGCACUUCUGGUUCGGGUUCUUCUGUGGAUUCUCCGCGCAGACUGUCUACGACCAGUACUUCAUCACUCUCUACAAUAUCGUAUACACAUCGCUGCCUGUAUUGGCCAUGGGCCUCUUCGAUCAGGAUGUUCCUGAACAGAGGAGUCUGGAGUAUCCGAAGCUGUAUGAGCCGGGUCAGCUGAACUUGUUAUUUAACAAGCGAGAGUUCUUCAUCUGCAUCGCGCAGGGAAUCUACACGUCCGUGGUUCUCUUCUUCAUUCCGUACGGUGUUCUCUCUCACGCCACACAGAGCAAUGGAGUCCCGCUGGCAGACUAUCAAACCUUUGCAGUAACUACAGCAACAGCCCUCGUCAUCGUUGUCAGCGUCCAAAUUGCUCUGGACACGGGUUAUUGGACGGCUAUAAAUCACUUCUUUAUAUGGGGCUCUUUGGGUACAUACUUCACUAUCCUUUUCGCUAUGCACUCCAGCAUUCUGUUCAAUAUCUUCCCCAAGCAGUUCCAUUUCCUUGGAAGUGCUCAUAACACACUCGGGCAGCCAGUGGUGUGGUUAACUAUUGCUCUGGCUACCGUCAUCUGCAUUGCUCCAGUCCUUGCUUUCCGCUUUCUCAAACUGGACCUUAAACCUCAGCUCUCAGAUACCGUGCGCUACACUCAGCUUGUGCUGCAGAAAAAGCAGAAGCCUUGUGGUCGUGUGGGUCGUGGAGUGGGCGGAGCUGGAGUAGCCAGUGGCAGUGCUCUUGGUCGCUUGGGGCGAGGUGGAUCUCGACGCUCCGGUUAUGCGUUUGCGCAUCAGGAGGGCUUCGGCGAGCUGAUCACAUCAGGAAAAAAUAUGCGCAUGAGCUCGCUGGCUCUUGCCUCAUUCGCCUCUCGCCACAGUAGCAAUUGGAUCGAUACCCUUCGCAGGAAAAAACAUGCAAACAGCACUGGUAUGCAGAACACCCCGCCCACUGGAGAAGACAGUGCCGCCUCCUCUCAAGCCCCUCCCCUUUCCACGUCUUCCUCACCAGCAGGCAAGGCAGGACAAGCAUGUUAUGAAUACGUCCUCACUCACAGCCCUGAUGAUAUCGCUCUCAGUGUAAUUAGGAGUCCUGAAAGAGAGGUUGGGGAAUAUAGUACAGGAACUGUGCAGGAAGCACAGUUUGUGUGGAAGGGAACCGGAGCUCGAAUCAAUGGUGCCAGCAGUCCUGGACCACCUCCUAUAGCAGAAGAAACUUCCAGCGGCGAGUGAUAGAUAGAUGGUCCAACUGGAAUUCUUCAUGGGGAUGCUCACACCUUAUGACAUGUGCUCAUGUUUCUGUCUGAGGACAUGUGCAGGAAAGACAGCGCCCCAGACAGUAUGGGAGUAAACACAUGCUAGAACUAAAACACAAAUGGAAAUGGAUGUAGAAGUGUGCAUACAGAGAGCAAAAGAACUGUGCUUAUUAUCAGAUUUCCUGUCAGUCAGGAGGACAGAUAUAAUGUUAUUUGACUGGUUAUGACUGAGUUUUCCACUCUAGCCAAGUUAUCAGACAACAAACCACUAAAUAGCGUUGCCAAGGCUCAAAUUUAAUUGACUAUCCAAAUAGCUUAUGUUAAUUGUUGUCACAGGCUAAAUUACAUUUUAUGUUAAACUUACAUGUAUGGUAAUAUUAAUUUGUUUUUAAUUUGGAGACAAAAACAUCUGAAAUGUAUACUUUAAAGCAUUUCUGUCUUUCAUAUUUUACUAUUCAUUUAGCAAUACAUAUCACAAUAUAUUAAUACACUGCACAUUAAUACACUGCACAUGAACAGUUUUAAGUAAGAGUUGUACAAAUAUUACUGAUAGCUAAAUGACCUGAAGUAUCAGGUGUUUUUGUUCAUUGUUUUGUAUUCACAUGGGGUUGUUCAGUGUCUGAUUUUGUUCAUUUGAAAUCUCGGUCAUGUCAAGGAUUGUCUCUGUGUGGUUUAUCUUUUCUUCCGUUUUUUUAAUCUCUUAGUGACUUUCUUGUGGUCUCGUACUUUUUGGACCGUUUUGUCAGCAUAUUGUUUUGCUGAGUCAGCUUUUUGUUUUUUGUUCCUCAGAAGUUAAUAGUGCGUUUAGUGAGUUUAGGCAAGUGAACUUUCUUAUGUACGGUUAGAGAAGGCUAGAGAUUUUUUGUUUUUCCCCACUGCUGAAAAUAGCAUUAAGAUGUAUUUGGUUCUGUGAUAAAACACUAUAGUUCUCAGUGAGAACGUAAUUCUGCUGGAUGAACCCGUUCUUUCUCAUCCAUUUCUUUGCACCAUGUUGGUGCUGCGACCCUGACUGCUUGACAUAUGCCGCGUUUCCACCAAAAUUACCCAGAACAAUUAUACCAGGAACUUUUUCCCCCCAGACUUGUUGCUUUCUACAUUUCCACCGUGGUCUAAGUACCGGGAAGAUUAGGCAAAUAGACUGGUGACAUAGAUCUGCGCGCGUUUCUCAAUACAAAGUACGCUGAUUUUGGACUUGCAUCCUCGGUAGUUCAGACUUUGCGCAUUCGACUCGGGAGUGUGAUGUCCGCGAUGACGCAAAUCCAGUAAAUCUGCAAACAGCAGUGUACUUGAUAACAUCAGUCAGCUCACCUUGGCUACUGCAAUUUUCCUCACUGUACAUUUACAAUAAAACUAAUUAAUAUAAAAAAUACCACUGCCUCCUUUCGUUUUCAUUUAAACAUAAUAACAGCUGCAGAAAUUUACUUAGUUCAGUGUAUAUGUGUAUAUAUACAGCAAUUACAAUGAAAUUAAAUAUUAUAUCAAUUUGCCUUUUUUAUUUUCAUUUUAACAUAUUGAACAAAUUGAAUACAAACCAAAUAUUACCUGUUAGAUUUACCCAAAACAAAUUAUAUUUUAUGUUUAACCACUAAAGAGACAUCAGAGCCAGCGGCACAUAUCAGAAGAUCUACCCGAGGUGAAGCUGCUUCUCGGUGGAUAGAUGAUCACUGAGCUCCCGCUGAUCGCGUGGAGCUCACCAUCUCCGGGAUCGGCGAAACACAUUUUUAAAUAGGCGCUGUUAAAUAAACCACAGAUUUGAGUUUUAAACAACUACAUUCUCGCCUGAAAUAAUUUUUAAAUUACAUUUCAUGACACAAUGAAAGUAAUAUUUUGAAAAUGAUCCAAAUGAAUGGUGGUUGAAAUCACAAUGCUGCGUGAACUCAAACAAUCAGCAUGUUUAGCGCCCAAGUCCCGCCCCUGAAAGUUCCGGAACUUUGAAAAAGUACUACCUCGCCAGCAGGGACUUUCUGAGGGGCAUAUUUUACCCGGAACUUUAUUUAGUUCCUGGUUGCUGCGGUGGAAACACAUGAGUACCGGCCCAAAAUCCCUAGUUCCUGGGUAAAGUUCCUGCGGUGGAAACACGGCUAUGAAGUCCAAUUCAACCUCAAACUUUCCUUUACUGGACCUGGAGGGUUUAGGCUUUUGCAUUGAUCCAAUGAACUGUAAUAGAUGUGUUUUAACUUUUUCUUUUUUUUUCUUUUUGUAAAGUUGGAUUAAAAUAAUUCACAUCAGAGUUACCACAUGGAUUCCACCUUGACCAUCAUGAUCCAUAAUGUGGCAUUCAACAGUGUUUGGAUUUAGGUAAAUGGGCUAAUAAGACUGUAAGCGCAGUGGUGUGUGUGUAUGUGUGGAUGUGUGUGUGGUGGAAGUGUUGUUGUGAAUGGGUGAGACAGACCAAGAAAGUUUUUAAAGAUGUUUGAAAAGAUACUGAGCUCCAAACUUGCUAUGUUCCCUGUAUAAGGUAGGCCUAGCUUUCAUACUGUGAAAUAGGUAACAAUGAUAUGCCUUAAAAGCUAAAUGUGUGGGUGUUUUUUUUAUUUUUUAUUAUCGUGUAUCUCUUUGCAUCAACACAUUUAUAUAUUGCAAUAAGAAGUUAAAGGUGCAGUAAGUGAUUUCUAAGAAACACUGUUGAAAGUGGAUCUGACUGAGCACCAAAACACACUUGUAGCCAAUCACCAGUAAGGGGCGUGUCCAGUAGUGAUGGGGUAGGUCUUUGUUUUGAAUAGCAUGUUCGGAAAUUUGGGGGCGGAGGCAAUAUAAGGGUGUGAUUAUAUUGGGUAGGGGCGUGUUUGUUUUUGCUGAUUUCGGAUAUCAACAGCAUUUCUCAGAAAUCGCUUUCUGCACCUUUAAAGGUCAUUUUAGUCUGUUUCAGUGUCUUUUAGCCAAAUCCAAAUGAUCUGUGAAGUAAAUAGUAUGACCACUCUUGUGAAUGGGCUUAGUGCAAAAUAAAAAAAAAAAUAGAUGUGAUUAAAUGAUUUUAAUCAAGUAAAAACCUGA
Molecule: messenger RNA, 7497 nt
Organism: Carassius gibelio (silver crucian carp)
Lineage: Eukaryota; Metazoa; Chordata; Actinopteri; Cypriniformes; Cyprinidae
Product: phospholipid-transporting ATPase ID
Exons: 28
Coding region: 446-4480 (1344 amino acids)
Biological process (GO): Golgi organization; phospholipid translocation
Cellular component (GO): plasma membrane
Molecular function (GO): magnesium ion binding; ATP binding; ATP hydrolysis activity
Source: RefSeq, a predicted model, not a curated record